Messenger RNA from Lachancea thermotolerans CBS 6340, 3096 nucleotides. RefSeq names its product GTPase-activating protein BEM3 (gene BEM3). The transcript has a single exon. Gene Ontology annotation, molecular function: phosphatidylinositol binding. The record is from RefSeq and is a predicted model, not a curated record. Gene Ontology annotation, cellular component: cytoplasm. Bases 1 to 3096 code for a protein of 1031 amino acids. Gene Ontology annotation, biological process: signal transduction; regulation of GTPase activity. NCBI's taxonomy places the organism in Eukaryota, Fungi, Ascomycota, Saccharomycetes, Saccharomycetales, Saccharomycetaceae.
AUGGGAUCUGAUGAUGACAGCGCAGGCUCGAUUACCUUGCAGCUACUAUCUAAAUACAAUUAUCAUACAUCGGAACGGGACAGGAGUCUGGAGAAUAAAGAGAAGAAUAACGAACCUUCGCGCAAGCCGAGUUAUGACGCGCUCUACAAAGAGAACACUACAUUAAAGCUACAACUGGAAGAAUACGAAAGCGAGAUAGCUAGUUUGAAGAGGUUUAUUGAUGUUCUGAAGAACAAUAGAAACACCUUUAAGGAAUCGCACCAACAACUCGAAGUCGAAGAUAAGCUAAAGGAGCCCAUUCUUCCACCUCGAUCGGCAGAAAGAAGGCGCAAUGCGAAAAACCUAUCACUCCCAGUGACGAAAGAAGCUAAAAGUCAAGCUGAGAAGUCUCCUGGUUUAUUAUCCCCUGCAGGCAUAAUUACUUCCAGGAGUUUCAACGGAACGCCUACUCUGACUGAUAAUACGCUCAACCAUGACCGUGACCAGUCUUUUUCUCUUAAUGAACUAGACAAAAUCCGCAGGUCGAGCUCGUCGUAUUCGAAUGUGAUAGCAGCCAGUCCGGCGACGUCGGUUGCAUACACAACAUCCAGGAUAUCACCAUCUCGAAGCAAUAAGCAUUCGCUCAAAGACGAAGAUUCAGCAUCGUCAGUUCCAGAGAGAAGCGCUUCGCUUUUAAAUUCCAGCAAGGCUGUCAUAUCAGUUAGCGAUCACUACCAUUCUCCCCUGAGAAUUGGUUCUGGGGGCAAUCAAGAGGACAAUCAAGAAAGCUCAUCAAAAAAAUCGUAUCCCAAGAGCCCAAUACCUAAUCUUUUAGCCAGCCACGAAGGCAAGGCUGAUAUAUCUCCUGCAUCGAAGAAAAGCCUGAAUAAUUUUGCAGAAAUGCUUGAUUCCAGCUUUGGAGAAGAUGAGGAGCAGACACCCCAUGAAAACCCUCAGGAAAUCGAGGUCGCCUCUGCUAAUCAAGAACGAGAGAGUAUAUCUCGACUACUGGGAUCGCCUGUGGCGCUAAAGAAGCCUCAUCAGUCACAUGAAAACUCGCCUGUGCUGCACUCCUUCGAAGUAGUCUCAAGUUCUGCUCCAGAAGAGAAGCCUUCCUCGAGCACGAUCGGCUCGUCAGCCAGUACUCAAAUUGUGUCCGCGUAUGAUCCACAGUCCCCAAGAUCAAUUAAUGCUAAAAGCAUACCACAUUUGGGAAAGAGCAACAGUCAACCAAUAGUGCAAUCCCCGCGCAAGAAAACAACGCCAACUGUCACUGAUUCCCACAGUAUCAUCUCAGAUAUUCCUCUCUUUGUGCAACCAGGAGAACUGGGUACUAUCCGAAUUGAUGUUGUCAGUACACUCCACCGUGAUAAUGAGAUGUUCGCAGGUGAUCAUCACAUCCUUUUCAGUGUAAUUGAUAGAACUUCGGGAAAGGAGAUUUUCAAAUUUGCUAAAACUAUCGACAGGGUUUAUGAACUUGACGUCUACCUGAAGUGCCACAUGGAUACCAUCAUGUUACCCCCUCUUCCAGAGAAGGCUAUGUUCGAGACUACUACACCGCUUAGGGUAGAUUACAGAAGGGAGAAGCUCAACGAUUAUUUUUCAUGUCUAUUUGCUCAACAAAACCUACUUCCGGAUAUUGCAUUGAAGCUGGCGAAAUUCAUAAGCACAGACACAGUUAUGAAUCCCAUUAUAGGUGACUAUAUCAAGGAGGGUAUACUAAUGAUGAGGAAAAGUAAGGCAAUAGGAAGUACCAACAGUUGGCGCUUACGAUAUGCAGUUGUUGAUGGAGUUAACCUCUCACUGUUGGACAGGGGUCAGGUUUCAGAAAUCAUUAAGCUCUCGCAGGCUGCAAUAGAGCUACAGGCUAACUUGCCAGAUGAUAGAUAUGGAACGAAAAAUGGCUUCAUUCUCAACGUGCAUAAAAAGGGCGGCCUUUCCAGUGGGACAAGAUACUUUUUUUGUUGCGAAAGCCCAAGAGAGAGGGAGUCUUGGGUAUCAAGUCUUGCCGAAUUUGUGGAAAGCUCAGUUGUCUUCAGUGGUUCCAUAAACAGCAAGUCAGAAAGCUCUAGCAUGAUAGAUCACUCCUCUACAGGUAAUGAGGCAAGCUCGGAUGCACCUGUCAGUUACAUUGGGCCUAUAGCCAAUCUCCAGAGUCCAGUUUCUCAUUCACCCACCCAGGCCCCUGAUACAACGGCACAAGAAGAUGAGAGGGAAUCCAAGAGAAUACGAAUGCGCAGCUUUUUCCCCUUCAAAAGAGCCACUGCAGCCCAAACUUCGAGCGAACCUGAGCUCCCACUUAAUGGGGACAGUAGCCAGCUGCCUCUCCUGCAACCCAAUGAAACCUCAAUAUCCAGGUCCCUUCAAGCGAUGGAUCUGGGCCCUGAAAUCGUCAGCAAUACAGUUUUCGGGUCUGAACUGCGAAGCUGCGUUUCAAUCAGCUCGCAGCUUUAUCAGGGCAAAUAUGUCAUUCCUAGCGUUGUUUACAGAUGCCUGGAGUAUUUGUAUCGUAAUCAUGGAGUUGAGGAAGAAGGCAUAUUUAGAAUCAGUGGUUCGAGCUUGCUAAUAAAGUCGCUACAAGAACAGUUUGACAAAGACCGUGACAUUGACCUUUGCAAUUACAACAAGUCUGUCACUUCAGAUGACCCCAACAAGAGUAACUUCGGAACGGGCCUAGUCGAUGUAAACACUGUUACAGGCUUGCUGAAGCUGUUUUUAAGAAAAAUGCCACACGUCAUUUUCGGAGACAGCAUGCUGCCAGUGUUCAAGAGCGCUCUGGAUGCGAAGUGGGGCAGCGGAUAUCAAGUCGCGCUUGAGUACCGCCGGCUUGUGAAUUCUGAUAAAAUUUCAAAAGAGAGCUAUUCGCUCAUGUUUGUUCUAUUUGAGCUGUUGGUCAAAAUAAACCAGAAGAACCAAAUCAACAAAAUGAACUUGCGAAAUUUAUGCAUUGUGUUUUCGCCAACGUUGAACAUCCCAGUAAGCGUGCUUCAACCGUUCAUUGUUGACUUCGAUUGUAUUUUUAAAAACGAGGAGCCGAUUAACGAUUCACAGAGGGAGCAAGUCGAUAUCGACGCGCCCUCGGCGGUGUUAAAAGAGAUAAAUAGUUAUUUUGCUUAG